CCGGAAACGCGACUGGGGACGGAGUUAUCACGUGACGUUGACGUCAUCGCCCCCGCGCCGGGUCGUCCUGACUUGGCUUCCGCGGGAUCCUGGAGGUGGCUUGGGUGCCUUAUAUUCAGGUUUUGUACAGUUCGCGGUCUUCUCUCCACAGACUCCCUGGGCCUCGCCUCCGACUUCCCGAUGUACCACAACAGUAGCCAGAAGAGGCACUGGACUUUCGCCAGCGAGGAGCAGCUGGCGCGGUUGCGGGCUGACGCCAAUCGCAAAUUCAAAUGCAAAGCGGUGGCGAACGGGAAGGUUCUUCCAAAUGACCCAGUCUUUCUUGAGCCUCAUGAAGAAAUAACGCUCUGCAAAUAUUAUGAGAAAAGAUUAUUGGAAUUCUGUUCGGUGUUUAAGCCAGCAAUGCCAAGAUCUGUUGUGGGUACAGCUUGUAUGUAUUUCAAGCGCUUUUAUCUUAACAACUCAGUAAUGGAAUAUCACCCCCGGAUAAUAAUGCUCACUUGCGCAUUUCUGGCUUGCAAAGUAGAUGAAUUCAAUGUAUCUAGUCCCCAGUUUGUUGGAAAUCUGCGGGAGAGCCCUCUUGGACAAGAGAAAGCACUCGAACAGAUUCUGGAAUAUGAACUGCUUCUUAUACAGCAACUUAAUUUCCACCUUAUUGUCCACAAUCCUUAUAGACCCUUUGAGGGCUUUCUCAUUGAUUUAAAGACUCGCUAUCCCCUGUUGGAGAAUCCAGAGAUUUUGAGGAAAACAGCUGAUGACUUUCUUAAUAGAGUUGCAUUGACGGAUGCUCACCUUUUAUACACACCUUCCCAGAUUGCUCUGACUGCCAUUUUAUCUAGUGCAUCCAGAGCAGGAAUUACUAUGGAAAGUUAUUUAUCAGAAAGUCUUAUGCUCAAGGAGAACAGAACUUCCCUGUCACAAUUACUAGAUAUAAUGAAAAGCAUGAGGAACUUGGUAAAAAAAUACGAACCACCCAGACCUGAAGAAGUUGCUGCUCUGAAACAGAAGCUGGAGAGGUGUCACUCUGCUGAGCUCGCGCUUAAUGUAGUUACGAAGAAGAGAAAAGGUUAUGAAGAUGAUGAUUAUGUUUCAAAGAAAUCCAAACAUGAGGAGGAAGAAUGGACUGACGAUGACCUGGUAGAUUCUCUCUAGCCAUUUGAAAUUGAUUUGUCAAUGCUAACUAAUCAUCAGACGGAUGAAGCAUGUCUGGCAUUUAACUUUAUUUAUGAAAGCAUGAAAAUAUAUUAAACUUUUCUAUUUAUGUUAUUUAAAAUUUUUUCCUUUCAGGGUAGCUUUAUGUGAAAUAAAACAUCUUCAAAGGAGCCAGAGUAACACCAGGUUUGGGUCAUCUUACCCCAUCAUGACUGAUAUCUAAUUAAAGCUAUAAUUUGCCAAUGUUGUUUUA
Molecule: messenger RNA, 1405 nt
Organism: Cervus elaphus (red deer)
Lineage: Eukaryota; Metazoa; Chordata; Mammalia; Artiodactyla; Cervidae
Gene: CCNH
Product: cyclin H
Exons: 9
Coding region: 181-1152 (323 amino acids)
Biological process (GO): regulation of cyclin-dependent protein serine/threonine kinase activity; DNA-templated transcription; regulation of transcription by RNA polymerase II
Cellular component (GO): transcription factor TFIIK complex; nucleus
Molecular function (GO): cyclin-dependent protein serine/threonine kinase regulator activity
Source: RefSeq, a predicted model, not a curated record